UCCCCGCCCUCUACUCCGCCUUCCUCCCCAGUCCACCCGCCCUGCCGCUCCGGGGCGGUCCUAGCCGCUCACCGCAAGAAGAAAAGCCACCCGUUCGUCCCCCUCCCCUACCUCCCAUCCUUUGCCCAGGAGCUGCCUUGGCAGUCACGCCCCUUCCUUCCGAGGAGCUUUCUGGCUGCCUAAACUGGUAGACCCCCUGAAUUACUCCUCCGUCUCCGCUCUCUUUCGCCUCCUCUUCUCUUAGUUCUCUCCGCCUCCCCCUCCAACUACCACCACCUCCAGUCAAUCUCGCCUCCGACCAUCCGCUGCUCCACCCUCUGGCCCGGUAUCCUGCCUGUCCACUGCCACCAAGGAGAGCCCGGACGGAGCAGCGAAGAGGGGAGCAGCCAGGAGUUGGGGCUUCCCCCCUGCCCAUCCCUGGCCGCUGGCCCGGGACCGAAGCCACUUGAGCGAGCAGAGAGUCGUCACCUUGUCUUCGUUGCCUUCAGGGAGCUGCUGAGAAGGACAAAUAAGAUAGCAGAAGUGAAAGAACUUUUGUCUCCUUAGAAGGAAGACUGAGAAACUAAAGAGUGACCAGUGGUUGGACUCUUGGCGGCGCUUACCCUGAACCUGAGUGUUAGGGGAGAGGGAAUCUGCCGUUGCGGUUUCUGGAGCUGCUCAUAAGCAAGAAUUCCCUAUCCUGUUCAAGGCUUUAAGCCUAAAAGAAAGCAGAAAUAGGUCAAGGGCAGCCCAGGUGCCCAAUUUCUCUCUCUCUUCACAAGGCACCACCAGCAAUAGAGAUGAGAAAUUCUGAAGAACAGCCAAGUGGAGGGACCACAGUAUUGCAGCGUCUGCUACAAGAGCAGCUUCGCUAUGGCAAUCCUAGUGAGAAUCGCAGCCUACUUGCCAUACACCAGCAAGCCACAGGGAAUGGCCCUCCUUUCCCCAGUGGCAGUGGGAACCCAGUCCCUCAGAGUGAUGUGUUGAGUCCCCAAGACCACCACCAACAGCUAGUGGCUCAUGCAGCUCGACAAGAACCCCAGGGGCAGGAAAUCCAGUCAGAAAACAUCAUCAUGGAGAAGCAGCUAUCUCCUCGAAUGCAGAAUAAUGAAGAACUCCCGACCUAUGAAGAAGCCAAGGUCCAGUCCCAGUACUUUCGGGGCCAACAGCAUGCCAGUGUUGGAGCUGCCUUCUAUGUCACUGGAGUCACCAACCAGAAGAUGAGGACCGAGGGACGCCCAUCAGUUCAGCGGCUCAAUCCUGGAAAGAUGCACCAAGAUGAAGGACUCAGAGACCUUAAGCAAGGGCAUGUCCGUUCCUUGAGUGAACGACUAAUGCAGAUGUCACUGGCCACCAGUGGAGUUAAGGCCCAUCCACCUGUUACCAGUGCUCCCCUCUCCCCACCACAACCCAAUGACCUCUACAAGAAUCCCACAAGUUCCAGUGAAUUCUACAAGGCCCAAGGGCCACUUCCUAACCACCAUAGCCUGAAGGGCAUGGAACACCGAGGCCCCCCACCAGAGUAUCCCUUCAAGGGCAUGCCACCCCAGUCUGUAGUGUGCAAGCCCCAAGAGCCAGGGCACUUCUAUAGUGAGCAUCGCCUGAACCAGCCAGGGAGAACAGAGGGGCAACUGAUGAGGUAUCAGCAUCCCCCUGAGUAUGGAGCAGCCAGGCCAACGCAGGACAUCUCAUUGCCAUUGUCAGCCAGGAACUCUCAGCCUCACAGCCCUACUUCUUCUCUGACCUCUGGGGGGUCCCUGCCCUUGCUACAAUCUCCACCAUCCACUAGAUUGUCUCCUGGCCGACACCCCUUGGUCCCAAACCAGGGAGACCAUUCAGCUCACCUGGCUAGGCCGCAGCAGCAUUUCCUUCCUAAUCAGGCUCACCAGGGGGAUCAUUACCGUCUCUCCCAACCUGGCCUGAGUCAGCAACAGCAGCAACAGCAGCAACAGCACCACCAUCACCAUCACCACCAACAGCAGCAGCCGCCGCCACAACAGCAGCCAGGAGAAGCCUAUUCAGCUAUGCCUCGGGCUCAGCCAACCUCUGCUUCUUAUCAGCCAAUGCCAGCAGACCCUUUUGCCAUUGUUUCCAGAGCCCAGCAGAUGGUUGAGAUCCUCUCAGAUGAAAACAGGAACUUGCGGCAGGAGUUGGAAGGAUGCUAUGAGAAGGUGGCCAGACUGCAGAAGGUGGAGACAGAAAUCCAGCGAGUCUCAGAGGCAUAUGAGAACCUUGUGAAGUCAUCCUCUAAAAGAGAGGCCCUAGAGAAAGCCAUGAGAAACAAGCUAGAGGGUGAGAUUCGGAGGAUGCAUGACUUCAACAGGGAUCUGAGAGAGCGUCUAGAGACUGCCAACAAGCAGCUUGCAGAGAAGGAAUAUGAGGGGUCAGAGGACACCAGAAAAACCAUCUCACAGCUCUUUGCAAAAAAUAAAGAAAGCCAGCGUGAGAAGGAGAAGCUGGAAGCAGAGCUGGCCACUGCCCGUUCUACCAAUGAGGACCAAAGACGACACAUCGAAAUCCGAGACCAGGCCCUGGGUAAUGCCCAGGCCAAGGUGGUAAAGCUGGAAGAAGAGCUGAAAAAGAAGCAAGUGUACGUUGACAAGGUGGAGAAGAUGCAGCAGGCCCUUGUACAACUCCAGGCAGCAUGUGAAAAACGUGAGCAGCUAGAGCACCGUCUCCGGACACGACUAGAGAGGGAACUGGAAUCCCUGAGAAUUCAGCAGCGUCAGGGCAGCUGUCAGCCCACCAGCGUUUCAGAAUACAGCGCCGCUGCGCUGAUGGAGCUCCUUCGGGAGAAAGAGGAGAGGAUUCUGGCUCUGGAAGCUGAUAUGACAAAGUGGGAGCAGAAGUAUUUGGAGGAGAAUGUGAUGAGACAUUUCGCUCUGGAUGCUGCUGCAACUGUGGCUGCUCAGAGGGACACAACAGUCAUCAGUCACUCUCCUAACACCAGCUAUGACACAGCUCUAGAAGCUCGCAUCCAGAAAGAGGAGGAAGAAAUCUUGAUGGCCAAUAAGCGUUGCCUUGACAUGGAGGGCAGGAUUAAGACCCUCCAUGCCCAGAUUAUUGAGAAGGAUGCCAUGAUCAAAGUACUCCAGCAGCGUUCCCGAAAGGAGCCGAGUAAGACAGAGCAGCUGUCGUGCAUGAGGCCAGCGAAGUCUCUGAUGUCCAUUUCCAAUGCUGGAUCAGGCUUGCUCUCCCACUCAUCUACCCUGACUGGCACCCCCAUCAUGGAAGAAAAGCGAGACGACAAGAGCUGGAAGGGGAGCCUAGGCAUUCUCCUGGGUGGAGACUACCGUACUGAAUAUGUCUCUUCCACACCCUCGCCUGUGCCCCCCUCGACUCCCCUGCUCUCGGCUCACUCCAAGACAGGCAGCCGAGACUGCAGCACCCAAACUGAACGUGGAACGGAAUCGAACAAAACCGCGGCUGUUGCUCCCAUCUCUGUUCCUGCUCCAGCUGCUGCUGCUGCCACUGCUGCUGCCAUCACUGCCACUGCUGCCACCAUCACCACCACAAUGGUAGCUGCUGCUCCAGUUGCUGCUGCUGCUACUGCUGCUCCAGCUGCUGCUGCUGUUGCUGCUACCCCAUCUCCAGCAACUGCUGCUGCUAUUGCUGCUGUUUCUCCAGCUGCUGCUGGUCAGAUUCCAGCUGCUGCCUCUGUUGCUCCUCCUGCUGCUGCUGUUCCUUCUCUUGCUGCUGCUGCUGUUCAGGUUGCUCCAGCUGCUCCGACUCCGGUUCCAGCUCCGGCUCUGGUUCCGGUUCCAGCUCCAGCAGCGGCUCAGGCUUCUGCUCCUGCUCAGACUCAAGCACCAACUUCAACUCCGGCUGCGGCUCCAACUCCAGCUCCAACUCCAACUCCAGCUGUGGCUCAGGCUGAGGCUCCUGCAAGUCCAGCUACCGGUCCUGGACCACAUCGUUUGUCUACACCAAGUUUGACCUGCAAUCCUGACAAAACGGAUGGCCCUGUGUUCCACUCCAAUACUCUGGAAAGAAAAACUCCCAUUCAGAUCCUGGGACAAGAGCCUGAUGCAGAGAUGGUGGAAUAUCUCAUCUAAACGGCCAAAUCAAGAGCUGCAGAUUAUCAGCAAAAAUUAUUUUAAUCAUUUUCCCCUUUUAUUUGUUCUUAUUUUGAGGGUGAGGACAAGGGUUGGGGGGAGGGGACGUUUUUUAAUGGGACUUUUUAUUGGAACAAUGUACUACUUAAGUAAUACCAUAGGAACGCCAGUCUAUUCUGGUAUGCUUAGGAAGUACCUCUAAAGACAGAUUAAUCAGAAUGUGCUCUAAAGUUUAUUGUUUGGAUUUAUACAAAUACUGGGACUGUUAACAGGUGGCUAUACGUUGAUGUUUUCAGUGUGCUUGAAUUUGUUUAAAAUUUCCAUAUUCUAGGUGAUUUUUUAUUGAAGAGCCCAGUAUGUGUGGAAGACAGUGUGUAACAUGUAGUUCGGAAGUGGGAAGCUGGAGAGAAUUGAGUUUGUGCUGUUUUGUAUAGUUACUAUCCUGUACAGCAGCCAGAGAAUGCUCUCACCUCAAGCUUACAAAAGGGAGUGGUUUCAGGAGUUAUGUAAGCUGGAAAAAGGUAGGGAGUUUUGGGGUGCCGAAGGGUGCUGGAGCUACUUUUUUCUUCCAAUUUCCCAGUUACCCUGCCCCAGGGAAUUGUGUUUGUCUUCAUUUCAGUGGUGCUUUGGAAAUGGAUUCUUUUGGUUCCCUCCUGGAGGUUCAUACAUUCAUAUAUAUGCUCUGGAGUAAUUUAUGCAUUUGGAUAAUUAAUAUAUUGCUUUCUGAUGCUGGGAGAGUACAUUAACUGAGUGAUGCACAACUUCCUCUCUCUUAGGGAGUUAGACCAUCAGAGGCCAUGAUGGAGAGUUGCAUGAGGUGCAUAUGCAGACUUUCAUGGUCUGUGUGUAGCCAUGAACAAAGCUUGCUUGCAUUUAGUAAGACCAAUCAGCUUAGUGUUUAUUUCUUCUACAGCACAGAUUUACUGGCUGGGUCUCCAGUCUCAAAUUGCCAAUCAUUUACAAAGUGAGGAAGGAUCUUUGUUGACAGGUUGAAUGCUUUGAAUUUCCAGUGACUACUUUGAAAUAACUUGUUUUGUUUGACAGAUUGUAAGCAUAUGUCUUAAAAGGCAUUUUUGACUAUCACCUCCAAGGGAAUAGCAUCAGAAACCCAAAGUACUAUGCUGCAGUCAGGGGAGAGGUUGAUUGCGGCAGUAUCCUCAACUACCUCUUCUCGUUGUCGGUGACUCCAUCUUGGAAUACCUUUGGGAAGCAGCAGGAAAUGUGCAUGUGGGUAGAGAUCAAAGGAGGCAGUGGCUCCAAGCCUUGCCAUAGGGCUGCCUCCAAGGACACAGAAGAAUGCCAGUUGCCACAGGUCCCUGCCCUGUGUCACCUGUCUGCCCUUCAUUAAGGUGACAAACCUGCAGAGAGCAUCAUUAAGAUCAGUUUUAAGGGGUAUGGGGAGGGUGAGGGGAGUGGGGGGGUGUGUUAGGUAAGGGUGGGGGGUAGAAGUUUUGAGAUGUGUUAGUUAGAAAACAGAUUAAUAGAAGAGUAGGCUUGAUAUAUUAUAUCAUGAGCCAUAGUGGUGGGAAAGAACUUUAGCAAUAUAGCCCUACCCCCUCAUUUUAGUGAUGAGGAAUCUGAGAACUGGAGAGGUUCAGUGACUUUUUUAAAGUCACACAACAGAGCUAACCAUUAUGCCAAUUACCAUGCUUAUUUUGAGAAACUCUUGUUUUUUUAAAUCCCAUUUUAUGAAAAGGCAUCUUCAUGGUCCAGGGAAUAUGUAUCUUAUACAAUGUCCCUGGAUGGAGUAGCUUGUCCAGUCUUGACAAACUACCAAAUUUCUGUCUUGCUUCUCCUUCAGUGCCUUUUAAAAGGUUUUCCCUUUUCUGAUCUGCAUUUCAACAUCGAGUCACACAAAUGUCCCCCUAAGAAAUCAGUCCUACUUCUUUCUAGGAGAUUGGGUGUCUUAGAUAACCUUUUGUGGUUCCGCUGUGAGUAUAGGAAUGGUAUCUUUCCUAAUUAUCUUCCAGAGGAAUUAUUCUGUGUGUGUACGUGUUUGUUUGUAGAGACAUAAAGGUGGGUGUUGUGAUUUUAAGCUAGUUCUUUCACAUUUUCAAUGAGGAAAUCAUUUUACAUAGACAUUAGUCCUCAGUUAUAAAGUGAAUCCCAGAUAGAAAUUAAAAGUGCAGUUGUGUUAAGACUCUUUCAUACUACCCUUUAGUCAUAAGGAGGAGGAAAAAAACCUCAAAUAGUAGAAAGCAGCAAGUACCAGACUUCAGGAGAGCUACUUUCUAUCCAAAUCAGUAAUUUAAAAAAUACUUUUCACCUAUUCCUUUCAUGAUUAUAACACAUUGGCAGACUUUUCGCUGGCUCUGGGAGCCAUGAGUUUAAUUACAUUCUGCAAGGUGACAAAUGUCAUACAUUCCACAUUGUGUGGUAGCCAUCUCUUUAGACUCAUGUGUUUUGGGGAAAGGAAGAAGUUCUUGGCUAAGUACUGUUUUGAACUUUGCAGAAACUAUCUGUCCUCUCACACCAGAGAUAGUUCCUCUCUGCUCAGUUUCCAAUCCCAGGUAAUUUGCUAAAAUAACAUUGUACAUUUCAGAGAGAGAAGAAGAGUAUGUCAGUAUAUUACACAGAAGAUAGAUACAGCCUUUUCAGAAGAUCUCCAUCAGUUCUUCCAAAAAUUCAACUUUAUGGGUGAAAUCUCAAUUAGCCACCUUUUCACAGUUGUAUAGAUGUCACAUUUGGGGGAUCUUUCUGGACUCCUACCUAUCUGUGCAUUUUGCUGGCACCUCAGGAAAGGAGGGUGACCACGCUGACUGAGCUUGUACUGCCUGGUGGUCUCUGGGGACCUUCUAAUUCAGUUGUUCCCCAAUUUUCCAUGUAUAGAAAAACUUCAUUAGAACAAUCUUUACUUGAUAUGAAACUCCUAUUAAUAAUCUUUUUCGAAAUAAAUUUAGCUUGAGCUUUCUUUUAAAAUCAUGUAUCUUGAUUGUUGAUUUAAUGAAGGAUUUCCUUUUAAUGCUGCUUUUGAGCUUCAGGGUAAUAGGACAGCAGGAACCUAAAAUAUCUGCCAUCAUCUGCCAUAGGAAAGAUAUUCAGAGACCCAUCAUGUUCACUUUUUGUUGUUACACUGUUGGGUGGGUAUAACAAUUAGAAAAUCAACAAACUGAUUGUGCAAACUACUUUUUAUGACACGCUUAAACCUUCAUAAUGCGGCAGCUUAAAGUGUAUACAUAUGCACUAACUUUGAUCAAUAUUUGUUAGCCACACAAUCUCUUUAUUAUCUCAAUUGCUUAAUUGCAUAUGGAAUAUGUUACUUAAAAUGUGUGCAUUCUUACUGAAAAUGUUUUCAAAGGAGGGCAUCAGUUGUGGGCUAAUUGCCAUCAAUUUCAGCCUGCCACGAUUCUUGGAAAUAUAUCUUCCAACAAGUGUUACAAGUGUUGGGAGUUUAUUUUUUCCAGGAGCAAUGAUGGGUUACAUGGAGCCAUGAAACCUCCUUCUGGCCUCCCUUGUGAUUAAUGGCAUGUGUUUGUAAAAUGGAUAGCUGGGGGUGGCAGAUGGCUAGAGAAGAAUCGCCUGUGGUUUAAAAUGUAUGUGGUCCCCUAAUGAUUGUGACCCCAUUCUGUAAUCAACUGAGCUAGUUCCAAUAAAAUUAAGCAGGUUUAAAUCCACUUUGUGCCUAUCUUUUCACUGACAAUAAAGUUAGCUAUUUUAAAAUGCA
This is a messenger RNA of Callithrix jacchus (white-tufted-ear marmoset), 7698 nucleotides long. RefSeq names its product angiomotin (gene AMOT). Gene Ontology annotation, cellular component: cytoplasmic vesicle; bicellular tight junction; plasma membrane. The record is from RefSeq and is a predicted model, not a curated record. Lineage: Eukaryota; Metazoa; Chordata; Mammalia; Primates; Cebidae. Gene Ontology annotation, biological process: establishment of cell polarity involved in ameboidal cell migration; regulation of cell migration; hippo signaling. Gene Ontology annotation, molecular function: signaling receptor activity.